GGAAGAGGGAAUGCAUACAUGGAAACAUAAUUUAAAAAAUAGUUCACAUUUGUCAACUGUAUACUUUUACACACUGGGUAUCAUAUCGACUUUCCCGAGAUGACUGAAAUCGGAACCACGCCGAGUCCUGACAAUUCGUCCGCAUCUUUUGUGAACACAUCCCAAUUUGCAAACACAACUUUUUCGAUGUCGGACCUCGACACCACUGCACUGUUAGUCCUUAUAUUAAAGUUUCUCGCGUUCAUUGUCGGUGUUGUUGGAAACGCAUCCGUUAUCCUCACUGUUUUCUUGAAUAGGAGAAUGUUAAACCCAACGACUAUUUUGGUGGUAAACCUUGCUGUCGCCGACUUGUCUUUCAUAGUCUUCCCCGUGAUUCAUUUUGUCAUUAUGAUAUGCAUAUAUGAAUUUCAAAAUUGGGCAUUUGUAGAUAUUUGGUGUAAAACGAAAUACUAUAUCGUUUUUGUGAACUUGUCUGUGAGCGUCAUCACUCUCGUGCUGAUAUCUGUGGACAGAUAUCUUGUCGUCGUAUAUCCGAUCAAAUCCAGGACGAUCCUAUCUUGGAUUAUAACGCUUCUAAUCAACAUUCCUGUCAUAUUUAUAUAUUCCCAAGUCGGCAUAUAUGAUAUAUUUAACUGUGUUGAUAUAAAUAUCUACUACGGCGAUUAUGUCGCAGCUCUGAUAUACCAUGUAAUUGAAUUUGUUUUCUUAUUUGUUAUACCACUAACAGUCAUGUGUACGCUUUACGUUAAAGUUAUCAAGACGCUCCGUUGUGGAGUUAGUCCUUGCGGGAGGCAAAACACGAGGAUGAAGAAACGCGUCACCAGAAUGUUGCUCAUCGUUACCAUCAUUUUUGCAGUGUGUUGCUUACCAACUUAUGUUGUCGGACUGUUUUCUGCAUCUGGCAAUGAUUUCACGUACUUCAUAGAUACGCUGUCGUCCAUCCUGUUAGUCAUAAACAGUUGCGCCAACCCAAUUGUGUAUGCUUUCCUUUCUACAAACUUCCGUAGAAGUUUUCGAAGAACUGUGUUAUGCAAAAAAAAGAACAUCCGUGUUCUCGUCGAUCAGCUCGAAGGAAGAAGUUUCGAACUCGAGAAAAAGAACGACAUGUUGAAAGAGAAAGUGGACAAAUUGGAAGAGCGAGCCAGAGAAUCUGACAGUAUGAAUAUAGGGCUAGUGUACAAAGUGAACGAUUUGGAACAGCAAGGCAGGAAAAACUCCAACAGGAUUGUAGGCCUUAGCGGUAAAAAGGGGGAAAGAAACAGUCGAAGAAUGUGUAGAACAAAUAGUGACAUUUGUGGGGGAUUUGCUGGAGGGGGAAGUAAAGAGCAACGACGUAGACAUUGCACAUAGACUCGGGCGAUUUGACAGAAGCAUACCACGGACGAUCAUCUGUAAAAUGACCCACAGGAGGAGGAGGCCAAGAUCCUCAAUAACAGACGUUAAUUGAAGAGAAAAAGACAAAUCGUCUUCGAGGAUUUGACAAGAAUGAAUCAAGAAACACUUAAUGAAGCGUACAGACUUAAAAGCGUUAAACAUACUUACAUGGACGGACAAUUAUUCACAGUUUUAACCAACGAAAAAAGCGAAGACUGUCAUACGAUACAGAGCUGAUAGAUCAGUAUCUUUCAGAUGACAACAAUUUAAGAAACUAAGAGACAGAUUUUAUGGAACUGUGUGACAAGUGUUAUAUUUGAGUGCGAGAUCGGUAUCUGACUAUAGGCUCGCGUA
Molecule: messenger RNA, 1728 nt
Organism: Mizuhopecten yessoensis (Yesso scallop)
Lineage: Eukaryota; Metazoa; Mollusca; Bivalvia; Pectinida; Pectinidae
Product: allatostatin-A receptor-like
Exons: 3
Coding region: 100-1350 (416 amino acids)
Biological process (GO): neuropeptide signaling pathway
Cellular component (GO): membrane
Molecular function (GO): neuropeptide Y receptor activity
Source: RefSeq, a predicted model, not a curated record